This is a messenger RNA of Actinia tenebrosa (Australian red waratah sea anemone), 3714 nucleotides long. Its product is annotated as dual specificity protein kinase TTK. Gene Ontology annotation, biological process: peptidyl-serine phosphorylation; chromosome segregation; mitotic spindle assembly checkpoint signaling. The record is from RefSeq and is a predicted model, not a curated record. Gene Ontology annotation, molecular function: protein serine/threonine/tyrosine kinase activity; protein binding; ATP binding. Gene Ontology annotation, cellular component: nucleus; kinetochore. Lineage: Eukaryota; Metazoa; Cnidaria; Anthozoa; Actiniaria; Actiniidae.
ACUCGCUUUUCCCCUGGAUUUAUCCAACAAACUACGUGAUGUUUAUCUGGCUAUAAAUAUUCAAAUCCUUUUUUUUUAGAUUUCGAUUCCUUCACGAGCUUAACGAUAUGGAUUCAUCAGACCUCGAGGUGGCAGCAAUACAGAGGAACGGUAACAAGCCUGAAGACUGGUUGGCUUACAUUAAUAGAUUAAAACGAGAAUCAGCCAACUAUCAUCACAUUGUUGAAUUAUAUGGCAAGGCUGCUAGUCUUAUCUCUCCUGAUGAAAACAAGAAGAACAUUAGCUAUGCUAGGCUUUUGGUUGAGUUUGCCAAACUCCAAAGCAUGUCCUCGCCCGAUGAUGCGAGAGAUACUUUCCAGGUUGCGAGAUGUAAUGUUAAGAAGUUUGCAAUCGUAUAUUUAGCAUGGGCUCAGCUUGAGCUGUCACAAGGCAAUCGAGGGAAGUGUAAAAGCCUUCUGAAUAAGGGACGAAAGAAUGCAGCAGAACCUAUAGACAUAUUAAAUCAAGCACUUCAUAACUGUGAACAAGGGAAUGAAAGGCUAUUGGAUGAUGAGACUGAAGAGUUGGCUUUCACUGGAGUCCUGAGUGAAGCUGGGAAAUCUAGAUUGAAACUCGUAAUCCCAACUCUACAGAGUGACAGUGAAUUGACACAAGAAAAGUUGAUGGCAGGUACUGACAAUUCUACUGGAAACCAAGUGCUGGCUGUUCAAGGUUCUGAGUGUAGUGAAGGACUGUUGGUCUCCUCUAAGCAAGAUAAUAGUGGAGUUAUCUCUUUUAAGCUUUCUGAAAAUAGUGAAAGGUUACAUCCCAGGAUAAGGCAGAAGCUGAGUAGUAGCAGUAGCAGCAGUGGAGAAGACACAGUCACAGCACCACUUCACCAUAUAUGUAGACCAGCCAACAUCAAAAGCAUGUCUACUUGCAAACCAUCUACAUGUAUAAAAGCUACACCAGACUGGAAAACAGUUGACAGCAGCAGUUUGUCAAACAGUAUGGACUUGUCUGUGCGCAAGUCAUCAGCUCGUCGUGGGCUCAAAAACAAUUCUUUGUUUUUGGGGCCCCCAAUGAGAGGCAGGCAUGUAUCUUCACUGGAGGAUGUCGAAGAAAGAAAUUUUGAAGGAGAAGAGCAAAUUGAGGUUGAUUACAUGGAUGACAUUAAGGUUCUUGACUACACUUCUUCACUUCUAGUUCAAGAUAAAGUUCUUUCUGAAAGCAAAAGAGAUCCUGUAGUGAAUAUUGGGAACAACGAAAACACUUUGUCACAAGUCAGUCUAGAGAAAAAUAAACCAGAUUUCAGAUCUACGGUCUUAACACUCCAUGAUGAUUUUGCCAAGUCUGCUCUGCGCAAUGAAUGCCAUGACAACUAUUCUGAUAUUGAAAAUCAAGAUCCAUCAAAAAAUAAACUGGAUCAGAAUAAAGUAAGCAUCAAGCAAGUGCCUCAUUGUCAAGCCGUACAUGGCAAACAUGUAGACCUUCAUAGCCAGGAAAGAACCAACUAUGAUGAGAGAUAUUCAAAGCAAACAAUGCAUCAAAAUCUUGAAUAUCCUAACCAAGAAGGAGUUAAUUAUCAGGACUUUGCAAAAAGAGAGGUGACUGUCAACCAAGUAUUUCCUCAAGUUCACACAGCAAUAGACAAAACAUCCAUCUUUGUUAAUGGCAAACCCUACCUAAAACUUGGCACUAUUGGUAGGGGAGGCUCUAGUAAGGUUUUUCGUGCGUUUGAUGGCCAACAUGUUUGUGCAGUAAAGUAUGUGUCCUUGGAAGACGCAGAUGAUGUCAUAAUACAAAGUUACAUCAACGAGAUAUCCAUGUUGAAAAGACUGCAAGGAAGUGAUCAUAUUAUUAGAUUAUAUGAUUGGGAAAAAAAGAAAAAUGAAAAUAGCAUAGUCUUAGUGCUUGAAUGUGGUAGCAUUGAUUUAGCCGCAUUCCUUCGCAAGAACCRCAGCUCAUUUACUCAAACAGAACUGACUGCUCACUGGAAACAAAUGUUGGAGGCUGUUAAUGUUAUUCACAGCCAAGGAAUUAUUCACAGUGAUCUCAAGCCUGCAAAUUUCCUAUUUGUGGAAGGAAGGUUAAAGCUUAUCGAUUUUGGUAUUGCAAUCACUAUUCAGGCUGAUCAAACAAGUAUACAGCGAGACACCCAAGUUGGUACUCUCAAUUUCAUGUCACCAGAAGCCUUCCAAGACAUCUCUGGCUCAUCCCAAACCAACCCAACAACAGGAAGGUCAAGACCAUGCACUAAGAUUGGUCGGCCAAGUGAUGUUUGGUCUUUGGGAUGUAUACUUUAUAAUAUGGUUUAUGGACGUACACCUUUUCAACAUAUUACUAACCAAGCUAUGAAACUACAAUGCAUCAUGGAUGAAAACUAUGCAAUAGAAUUUCCACCUGUGGACAACCAGCAGCUCCUUGAUGUUCUUAAGGGCUGUUUAAUUCGUAAUCCUCGAGAGCGUUACACUAUUCCACAGUUGCUAAAGCAUCGUUUCUUGUCACUAGGAAAACAAGACCCUAAUGAGGAACAACUGUUCAACUGCUUAUUGGAGUUGGCACAAGCUCAAGUCAAUUCACCUCGUUCAAUUCGCGUUGCAAGUAAAAGUAUCUGUGAGCAAUUGAGAUCAGGAAAUAAGAUUGAUUUAUCAUCAGUACUAGCAAGAAAACAACAUUUACAGCAAUCAAUGGCUUUUCGCAAACCGCUGGAGGGUCUAGAUGUCCAGGAAUUACCACAGUCGCACAACUCAAUGGAUACAUCAGCAAGCUCGUUUGCUGCAUCUAAUCUGAGAAAUGCCAUGCUGUAUUCCAAUAAGGACAACUUUUGAGACCUUCCCCGCCACGAAAAAGUCUGAACUCUAAGCUACUUUGAGCAAGACUUUAAAUUGCUUCACCUCAGGAAUCAGGAACAGAAAAUCUGAUUCACUAGUCAAUAGUCCCUUUUCUUAUUCAGUAAAAAGCGUCAUGUUGGCACAGGCUUAGCCUCGCUUAAGAGCAAAUCAUUUGCAAAAGUCAUUUGUAAUGUAAAAAAAAAUGUGCAGCUUGAACAAUACCAAAGUUUUGAACUGAGAUCUCACGGACUUUUAGUGUUUUUUUGUGAAUAGUUGACUUAUAAACGGGGCUAAUCCUGUGCAAAUGAGUAUUUGGUCUCAAAAAAUAGCGUUAUAUAUACAUGCGAAACUGAUGUAGUGAAACCCCCGUCCCACGAACUGGGCGGGGAAUUAACGAAACCGCAAGAAUGGGGAUUCAACCGCGCACAUUUAACAGCGUGAAUGCAUGGGUGUACAGGAUAUUUACGCGUACUUCAACAGUUUGACAAUAUUAAUAGCAGCAACUUCAAUGUUUUUAACAGUAAUUUUUUUCCUCUGAGACCGGGGGAAAGUGUUAACACUACGUGAGUGAAUGUUGAAUUCCCCACCCUGUCCUAGUGGGGGGUCUGGGGGGGGGGGGGUAAUGACUAGUGCAGAAUGCGUUAGAGAAAAUAUCGAAACGCAGUGCAUUAAAAAAACAAUAACUAAUGGAAUAAUAAUAUUAAAAAAUAAUAAAUAGAAAUUAAAUAUAGAAAUAAAGCAUGUGUAAAAACAUCAAAUGGAAGCUGUAUAGCACUAAUAUUAGUUUUGCCCGGUGAUAUACAGUCCUUUGACUAAAGGUUGUCGUUGAUCGGAUCAUCCCUACGCGCCUAGACCGAAAAGGAUAACGGAUAAAUUACCCAGAACAUGCGUCAUCCAAACU